GUGGUGGUGUUAUUCAUGAAGUUCCGUAGUCGUACUGGGAAGGCAGACCACCAACAGCUGAGAGCCAUGGAAGUCGACACACGGACCGAAAUUAACCCUGCUGAUUACUUCAGUCCGGAUGCCUCCAUGCCGGAUCCGGGUCUUUACAGGAAGCUCUGGUACCCUGUUGGCAUGAGCUGCGCUGGUGUGGGUCUUACAUCCUUCGUGAACGUGCUUAUGAGGAGGCCGGCCCUCAGCGGCAUUCAGCGGCACAUAAUUGCUGGCAGUGUAGGAUUGCUGCUGGGUUUUCAAGUUGACAGAUGGACAAGAAAACAGGCAGCUAUCAGGGACAACAUCUACUAUAACUACAUCAUCAAUCACCCUGAGGAUUUUCCUCCCAUUGAGAGAAAGAAAUUCAGCGAGGUGCUUGAGAAUUGGGUGCCAGCCCGCUAACUCUGCAUCACUGAUCUCACCAGAAUCAGUGAAGAAUGAGGAUUUUUUUUAUGGUAUGCUGUAGCUUUGUUUAUCACUGAAGGGGUCUCUUCUCUUUACUAAUUUUCUCUUGUUUUUAUAAAGUGUUCAGUUCAUACUCUAUAAUUUUUUCAAGUUGAACUUCCUUAAAAAUUUAAGAAAUGUUUAAUUAGUUUCUUAUGAAAGUUUAUCAUAUGGGUAUAAAUGACAUACUGAAGACUUCUCAAGGCACAGAUACUGUUGGGCAGGGUGUAUAGAAUUAUGGUAUGUAAAUAUAUAGAUAAAUAAAAAAAAAUUGUAAUGAAUUUA
Messenger RNA from Portunus trituberculatus (swimming crab), 759 nucleotides. RefSeq lists its product as uncharacterized. The coding region runs from base 16 to 432 and encodes 138 amino acids. The record is from RefSeq and is a predicted model, not a curated record. Gene Ontology annotation, biological process: mitochondrial electron transport, NADH to ubiquinone. Gene Ontology annotation, cellular component: mitochondrial inner membrane. Lineage: Eukaryota; Metazoa; Arthropoda; Malacostraca; Decapoda; Portunidae. The transcript is spliced from 4 exons.